Lampris incognitus (smalleye Pacific opah) is the source of this 4422-nucleotide messenger RNA. RefSeq names its product SUN domain-containing ossification factor-like. The transcript has 24 exons. Gene Ontology annotation, biological process: protein folding in endoplasmic reticulum; regulation of bone remodeling. The record is from RefSeq and is a predicted model, not a curated record. NCBI's taxonomy places the organism in Eukaryota, Metazoa, Chordata, Actinopteri, Lampriformes, Lampridae. Bases 151 to 4176 code for a protein of 1341 amino acids. Gene Ontology annotation, cellular component: membrane; cytoplasm.
GGGGCAGGUGAAAGUUGAGCAAAGCGACUCAGCGUUAAGUAGGUUAAGCUUGGACAGAGAUCGCCAGAGAGGAGCAGCUAAUAUCUCACAGCAAAAAUAACAUUUUCUCCUACACACGACGGCGAUGAUGUCGGUUAGAACAGGAGGUGGAUGAUGAUGACGACGCUGUCGUGGCGAGUUGUGUCAGUGUGGCUAAUCGUGGCUUUAGCCUCUCGUUAUCAUGUUAGAUGCACAGAGCAACACCAAGAGACCCAGAGUUCCAUGCCCAAAGAGGACAUCAGUUUGGAAGAAGAGCCAGGGGAAACGACUUACCAUCACAAGAUUGAGGAGAACAGGAUGUCCCAUAUCCAGUCACUGUCUGAGGAUGAUCUGCUGACACUGGGAGUUGGGGAGGAUCAGGCAGAGGAGGAGCCAGUGACACAAGAACUAGACAGAAAGGAAGAAGAUGCAGAGGUCUUUGAGGUGGAGGAGCCUGCUUCAGAAGUUGAGCUAGAGCCAGAGAAGGGUUUGGCAGAGCCAAAGGCAGAAGCUGUACAAGACCCAGAAAAGCAACAUUUAGAAGCUUCCGUUAUUCAAGACAAGGAGUCAGACUCCUCUGAGCUCUUGCCUCCAUCCUCUGAUCCCACUCAUGCCCCUGCUGCUGAGCCUGAGGAUCCACCCAGCAUUCCUACCUCCCAGGACCUUACCCCGAAUCAUAUGUCGGAUGCCGUCGUACUUGAUGUUGAUGCACUUGAACUCAGUGACGAUGACCCAGCCCCAGCUGAUUGUGAGGCAGGGGAGGCAAACCCAUAUGACAAAGAAAGCAGUCCUCCAGUGGUCUUGGAGAACACUUCAAAUGCUCACACAGCAGGAACCAAAACCCAACUUGACCCAUCCCUGAGUCCUCAGACUGGUCACAGCACCCAGCCUCUGGGAUCCAACACAUCACACAUGCUAAUGGAACAGGGGUUGAGCUCUCCCAUCAUCACAGACACAGAUUCUAGCGUGGGCAACAAAGACCCAGAGGACAUCCCCACCUUUGACGAGUGGAAGAGGAAGAUGAUGGAGGUGGAGAAAGAGAAGACUCAGGCUACUCAUACCUCUACCAAUGGAGGCACUGCUCCUGCUAAGAAGGUGCAGAAGAAUUUUAAUAACUAUGCCUCAGUGGAGUGCGGAGCCAAGAUUCUUGGUGCUAACCCAGAGGCCAAGAGCACUGCAGCCAUAUUGAAGGAAAAUGUGGACUUGUACAUGCUUAACCCUUGCAGCAAUAAGAUCUGGUUCAUCAUUGAGCUCUGUGAGCCCAUUCAGUUGAAGCAGUUGGACAUUGCCAACUUUGAGCUCUUCUCCUCCACUCCCAAAGACUUUCUGGUCUCCAUUAGUGAUAGAUACCCAACCAAUAAGUGGCUUAAGCUGGGAACCUUUCAUGCCAGAGAUGAGCGCACAGUCCAGAGCUUCCCACUGGAUGAGCACUUGUAUGCUAAAUAUGUCAAGAUGUUCACCAAGUACAUAAAGGUGGAGCUGGUCUCUCACUUCGGCUCAGAACAUUUCUGUCCCCUCAGUCUCAUAAGGGUGUUUGGGACCAGCAUGGUGGAAGAAUAUGAGGAGAUAGCGUACCCCCCCGAGAGACCAGAUGAUCCGGAUGAGGACUUCGAUUCUCCCUCUGGAUAUGUGCCGGGUGAAGUAAAGUCUUCCAAAAAUCUGAUUGGAUCAGCCAAGGAUGUCAUUUUGAACAUGGUAAAUAACAUUGCUGUCAAUGUUCUUGGUGGGGGCUCAGAGACGCAAGGCAACUUUUCAACCUUGGAAACGAACUUGACAGAGCCAUCGUCUCUUGUCGACACCACUACUCAGACUACUGCUACGAACCUUCACCCUCUGUUGCCUGACAUUGACAAGGUGGAGGCCUCCCUGCAGUCUCUUUACCCCACAGAAGACACGCCUUCAUCAGAGCCCCCUGUUCCAGAGAAACCUACCCAGCCAGAGCUCCCCAUAUCUGAGGAAAGGAUGGUCACUCCUCUCCAGGAAAAGGAGGAGGAACCAACAAAUCCCACAGUCAUCCUUCUGGAAAUGGAAAAGGACUUAGAGGAAGUGAAGGAUGAGCCGCUUUGGCGACAGCAAGAGAGCUUGGACUACUGUGCACCACUCCUUUUAUUUUCAUCUUCCUCAUUUGUUCCAUCCUGCUCCUGCUCAGCUUCCCUCCAGGAGUAUCUCCACCAACAGUGUGAUGCCCUGUUAUUUAAACUGAGGAUAUGCCAAACUCUGAAGAGAGAGCCAACGAUUCCUCCCCACAUACAAACACCAUCCUCGCAGCAGCUUCCCCUCUCCUCCUCUGCUUGCCCUGAACCCCAGGUGCCCCACACUGAAAUGCUUCAGCUUCAGGAAAAAGAAACUGCCUAUGGGCAGGGUGAGAGAGAGGCCAGCCACGUAGAGGCAUCAGAUUCUCUUGGGGACCUCAUUGUGACUCAAAAAGAUUUCAGGCCUGAGCCUCCACUGUUGGAGCCCAGUCAGACAACAAACCUCCCCAAACCCAGUAGCACCGAGUCUCCCACUGCCACACCCACCCUUUCCCUGCAACUUUCUAGUAAAGACCAGCUCAUUGAGCUGACACCAGGGGGGAGCAAGGAUGUGCAGAUGGAGGAGAAGCAUAAGGAGCCUCCACUAAAUAUUGCCACCUCCACCCCUGUCUCAGUAAAACCCACCAGUAGUGUUGUAGUGGAUCAGAUUGUACUGCCCCUAAAAGAUGAGAAACCCACCACCGAUUUUUACCCAGAAGGGUUAGAUGCCCCAACCCAGAUACCAGAUAUAGAAGAUCAGCCCCAAUUCCCCUACCCUACAAUCCCUACCCCCUCAGAACAACAGCCUGCUCCUCCAUCUAUACCAGACAAUGGCAGCAGCACCCCUGAGUCAUCUCACCUUGCUCCAAACACCGUCACAGAACCUUUGUCUUCUAAUGGCCUGUCCUCUAGCACUGACACCAAAGUGGAGGACCUUGUGGAGGAUAUAAUCUUCACAUCAUCCAACGGCAAUGGUCAAGUGCCCCGCCCCUCCUCUCCUGCCUCUACCCCUUCCUCCUCCUCCUCCUCCUCAGAGUUCUAUGCAGAGCUGUCAAACGGCAUGGAGCAGGGCAAUGGGAACCAGGUUCAUGGCUCUAGUCAGAAAGAAUCUGUGUUCAUGAGACUCAACAAUCGAAUCAAGGCCCUGGAGAUGAACAUGUCGCUCAGUGGGCGCUACCUGGAACAGCUUAGCCAGAGGUAUCGAAAACAAAUGGAAGAGAUGCAGCGUGCUUUCAACAAAACCAUCAUUAAACUCCAAAACACCUCCAGGAUAGCUGAGGAGCAAGACCAGCGGCAGACAGAAUCCAUUCAGUCCCUGCAGGGUCAGCUGGAGAAUGUGACUCAGCUUGUUCUCAACCUGUCGAUCAGGGUCAGCCAGCUGCAGAGUGAGGUGUCAGACAGGCAGAGUUACCUACUGCUGUCUCUGGUGCUGUGUCUGUUGCUGGGCUUGCUGCUGUGUGCCAACCAUUGCCGCAUGUCCACUAUGUCACCAGCUGGAGAACCAGAGCCGCCAACAUCCAAGAGUUACAGCUACUGCUGUCCUGAAAGGCAGUUCUCUUCCUGUGAUGAUUUGGGCUUGAAGAGGAGAGCGUCAUAUCCACUGUUACACUCUGAGUCCCUCCAGUUGCCCACCACUGAAGGUCCUGGAGCCUUGUAUACAGAGGCGACACAUUCUCCAGAUAACAGAACGAAGGCAUGCACUAAUCCCAGAGUGGAGACUCUGAAACCCUCCUCCCACAGUGUUCCAGAGCUCGCUAAUGGGGCCAUUGAAUGUAACGGCGUGCCUAUCCCCACAAACUCUGCAUCCCCUGUGAAAGGGUUAAUUCACCCUUCCUUUAGAGACUCGCCCACAGAGGGCAGCUCCGAGGGCUCCUCUCAGUCGGAUGACCCCUCCUUCUGUGGCAUCACCAAAGCCUGCACUCGAAUCUGCGAGGGCCUUCCCGCACCCAAGACCAGGGCCGAGAAACGGGCGUUAAGACGCAGGCGUCCUAAGUCCAGUUGCACGGUGGUGGACUUGGUUCAAGCCCCCCGGAGGGACAAGAGUGCAUCUUUGCCCAUCUCUACCUUUCAGGACCUUGUGAGUAGGAAAAAGGAGCAGAGCUCUGGGACAUUUAGGGUAAAUGCCGCUCUCUCAGGUUCUGUUUAGCAUGGGAACAGACUUUGAAAACCUGUGCUCUUGUUCUCUGACUCAAUCUCUCCUAAAAGGAGGGUGAAGGUGUUUUUCUGUAGCCGUAGGCAGCUUAAAGCUUUGACAAAAGACAAUCCCUUUGCUGUUAGCUUUAUGUCGUUUUUGAUUCAUGGUUUUAGUUAAAUCCUUGUCAGACUUUUAUAUUUGUUAUGCCCCCUUACCGAUGAAAGGUUUUUCCCAUCUGACCAUUAAAAACUUCCGUUG